Molecule: messenger RNA, 855 nt
Organism: Alternaria hordeiaustralica
Lineage: Eukaryota; Fungi; Ascomycota; Dothideomycetes; Pleosporales; Pleosporaceae
Exons: 1
Coding region: 1-855 (284 amino acids)
Source: RefSeq, a predicted model, not a curated record
AUGGAAGCGUACAUGGCAUGGACGUCCGACAACUUACGACGAGAGAUCAACAGGCGCAACCUGAAGCCUACACCAAUGCCCUCCAAGAAGGUCGAUCGAGCGAUUCUUUUGGUCGCUCACGAUGAGCGAAAAGCCCAGGUAGGGGCGAGUGGGUUGAUUGGAGCGGAAGAGGAGGAGGAGGAGGAGGAUCCGGACGAUAAUGACGAUGAAUUCCUCGAUGCGAAUGAAGAUGCCGGGUCGGAUCAUAAGAGCGAGGACGAAGUGGGGGCGGCAACAUACUCAGCUGAAGACGGAGAAGUAAGCAAUGACGACACGGAGCAAGACGCUGCUCCAACGUCAUCCCCGCACCCAAGUCAUGGCAAAAAGCGCAAGCAACCACAAGCAGGAUUGGAAGACCGCACCACCAAACGUCAGCACUACAACGACCCGCCUACGGGUGCAAUCCCCAAACCACCAUCACCGUCUCCACCAAAAUCACCGCCGCCAUCACCGUCUCCACCAAAAUCAUCACCGCCAUCACCGUCACGCCAGCAGCAAGACGCCGUCAUCGCGCUAGACCAAGAGAACUGGACCGCUCGCGCCGAACGUGCCUUGGGCCCUGUUGACCGCUCUUUCACCAACCUCAAUGCCUGGAUAAACGAUGUCGUUGGCUUAGGCAACCCUGCACCUAAGGACCCGACCCCAGGCCAGAUUGUUAGUGAGGUGGCUGAAGAUUUUGGACGCUGGGUCGGGCGGUGGGGUCGUGGGAUGGAUGCGAGAAUAGGGCUGGUGAAUAGAGAGGUCGAGGACAUGGCAGAUCACCAAGAUGAGAAAGUUGAAGGAGAUGGAGGGGCCGGCAAUGGCAAUGAGCUAUGA